UCAAUGAUCAAGCAAAUUUGUCCAUGAAUUUGAGGAUGGAUGUUAGAUUCUGGCAGGUCAAAAAGUGGAUACGCCACAUUCGUUCUUUCCUAGCAGGAGCCCGUGGACAUACACCGACCAUACUUUGGGAUGAGCUAAUGAAUAUCCGCCUGCAGUCGUGGCAAGUUAGUUUAGAACAUCCUGCUAAAGACGAUCCCCUCGGGCUACUAGGUUUCUUUGUACAGUAGGCAGAGACUAUUCGUUAUGGCCAGGUACCAGUUAUGGCAGAGACAGGGGCUUCUAACAAUACAAUAUAACAUUACGUUCUUUGUUUCGUCGUCGUUCUACGUGCAACACUCAACAACUUCCAACCAUGCUACCUUUACCAGUCUCCCAGCCUCAACAAAGAUCUUUUCAUAACAAGAUAGUGGCUCGGGACGGAAGUAUCCUACCCGGUUUGCAGUCCCGAGCACGGAUCACCAACCUUAGCCUCAUUUUACUUUCCUCCCUCGCUUUCUUCUCGGUUGUUCUCAAUAUGAAUGUCUGGAUAAGCAGAUUACCUGGACCGCCCAACAGCAUACUUUCUACACUCAACAGCGAUAGAAACUUCGAUAAUUUUGAUCACCUUAUCAUAGUACCAGGGCAUGCAAUCUGGAAUGGUGCUUCUGCUAAACACAGGCUAGAUGAGAAUCUUUGGACACUGGAGCCCUAUCAGAAGAACAGCGGCAGAGUAGAGGCGUUCUACCAGCACAUUUCUUACGCUGCACAACUGGCCCUUCAAGAUAAGCGUGCCGUUGUGGUUUUCAGCGGGGGUCAGACCCGUCAACAAACCACCACAACGGAAGCAGAAUCUUAUCACAGGUUGGCAAUGCAAGCCAACCUUCUACCGCCCGAUUUCAUGCGCGCAACAACGGAGAAUUACGCUCUUGAUUCCUACCAAAACCUGCUAUUUUCCAUUGCCCGCUUCCACGAAUACACUGGAGUGUAUCCCGCAAAGAUCACUGUCAUUGGCUAUGAGAUGAAAAGGAAGAGGUUUAUUGACCUACACCGUGAAGCAGUCCGUUGGUCAAAUCAUCGGUUUGAGUACAUUGGGAUAGACAACAGUAAUCAUCAGGAAAACGUUAUCGCUCAAGAAGGAGAGAUGAGAACAUAUACUGAAACUUCAAAUGAUAUGUAUCACUGUCAUUCCAAGUUGCUCCAAAAGCGGAUGACAAGAAAUCAUCAUCGUCGAUACCAUCCAUAUCAUACAUCGUCUCCGGAACUCAGUGAACUGUUGGAAUGGUGUCCUGCAGGAAGUACACUGUAUAAUGGGAUGCUACCUUGGACAAAGUAGACUCUAGUAGACUGCCUAGAACCAU
Messenger RNA from Lentinula edodes (shiitake mushroom), 1337 nucleotides. RefSeq lists its product as uncharacterized. Gene Ontology annotation, cellular component: cytoplasm. The record is from RefSeq and is a predicted model, not a curated record. The transcript has 5 exons. Lineage: Eukaryota; Fungi; Basidiomycota; Agaricomycetes; Agaricales; Omphalotaceae. Bases 353 to 1312 code for a protein of 319 amino acids.